UGGAAAGGAAAUCUAUAACAAAUAAAUUCAGGUUUCAUAUGCUAAUAAAAACAUAUCUCUAGGUUCAACAUCGUGGAAUAGGAUCUCAUCACAAUAUUAUUAUGAAGUGUUCUAUAAAAUAAACCAUUUACGUGCAUAUUGGAUAACUGCCUUUUAUUUUCUAAUGCAUGUUAAAUGAAUAAUUAUUGUAAACAGAAUUAUCGAUUACAGUGUCGUGAAAAUGAAAUGUACAUUUUAACUAGUUGAUGUGAACACAGAAACAUGUGCACAGCUAUGGAUAGUGCGGUAGAAAUAGACUUGAGCGGAACAAUUUUUAAAACGAAACGUUUAACACUUAAAGCCAUCAACGGGAGUUAUCUAUCAAAGCUGAAUGACACAGUGAAUAAAUAUUAUUUUGACAAAGAUCCAACGUUGUUUCGGCACAUAUUAAACGCUCAUAGGGAUGGGACUGUUCAUGUUCCAAGGGAUGUUUGCCCAAUGUUAUUUAAGAAAGAAUUGCUGUUCUGGAACAUUCCAUUAUCUCUAGUUGCUCCCUGUUGUUGGAAGUAUUUGUAUGAAGCGGAGUCGGAUGUUGAAACAUUCAAAAUUCUCCUACAGGAAGAAAACAAGUAUGAUUCUACGAAUAAGGUUGAUGAAGCCCAAGUUGGCAUCAAACAAACAAUGUUUGCCGGAGAUAGCAUGACUGAUUCAGAAGUAAUUGAGGAUGUUAACGAAAACCAGAUCGGAAAUAAGCGGACUAGAGCCUCUAGGGUCUGGCUUUUUCUGGAAGAACCCGGGUCCUCAGCCGCUGCCAAGAUAUGGUGCUUCUUUUACAUUUUUGUAGUCAUCCUCAGCGUCGUUGCGUACAUCAUAUGGCUGGAUCCAUCAGUAAGGGUAUCACAAUACCUUACGAAGAACCCUAAAGUCGAUGCGUUAGCUAACCAAACAAUAUAUGAAUAUAUGGUGUACAUAUUUAAUGAAAAAGUGGUGUUAUUAGCUAGCACUGACCCACAUCCUGCGUUGCUGUGUCUAGAUAUAUUCUGUGUGGUGUUUUUCAUUCUUGAGGCGCUGGUUCAUUUCAGCAUGUGUCCUGAUAAACGGAACUAUUUCUUAAAUGCGUACCACUUACUGAAAAUCUUUCUGUGCAUUUCCAUGAUAAUUUCUACGUAUUUUGAAUGCAGGAAAGAUUUACUAGAUGAACAUGACUUUAGGCUUGGUGAGAUAUAUCACGCUUUCAAAAGUUGUUACGCACUGAGACUUCUACUGAUAUUUAGACUUCACAAAAUAUACAAUGGGUUACACAUAAUGGUUUUAUCACUUAGAUAUAGUGUCAAAGAAUUGCUGCUCCUAGGGUUUUCAUUUUUGAUUGCGGUCGUCGUUUAUGGAUGCCUAAUUUUCUCAGCCGAAAUAGAAACGGAUAUGUUUCCAAGUACACAAAUUGCGAUGUGGUGGUCUCUUAUCACCAUGACAACGAUUGGAUACGGCGAUUUUUAUCCAACCACAACAUGGGGCUAUGUUGUAGGCAUAGUGUGUGCUAUAAAUGGACUGAUCGUACUAGCCUUACCAAUUGCUGCCAUUGCCUCAACAUUUAGCAGUUUAUAUUCCAGAAAUGCAGACUUUCAGAAGCAUAUGACAGAAGUGCGGAAACAAAAACAGAUACUAUGCGUGGAAAAAGAAACUUUGAUGCACUGUGAGACCUUUGAAAUAGUAUAGACAGCAGAAAUACUAAAGGGAAAGUAGUUUUUCCUAAUAUAUUAUGGCAGGCACCGAGAGACAUGUUUAACAAAUAUACUAAAUUGAGUUGUGAAUUGUUUCACAUAAAAAGUGAUUUGAAGAAGUUUCAUUUAAUUCUUCGGCUAUUCCUAGGAAAAGAGUCGGUCGAACAAAAAUGCAAUAGUUAUUAAGAAAAUAUUAGUUACAGCCUUUUAAACGUAUGUUUCAUAUAUUAAGUUAGGGGAUAACUUUAAAUGAUUUUUUUUUUAAUCGAGAUUGUAUUUAUGUCCGAAUAUUUAAGAAUCUUUGAACAGAUAGAAACUUACCUAAACAAAUCAAAACAAUUAACUUAAUAUAAUUUGGGUUAGGUAGUAAAUACAGCUUCGUGACCGUGAAAUCGUACUUAUUCAUAUAAUAUACAUUUUUUUGCAAAUAAAAAGAAACGCUUGGCAAAUGAAUAAGAAAAUAUUCAUAUAAAAUUCACGUUACAUACCAAAACC
Messenger RNA from Mercenaria mercenaria, 2192 nucleotides. Its product is annotated as potassium voltage-gated channel protein egl-36-like. The coding region runs from base 262 to 1692 and encodes 476 amino acids. The transcript has 2 exons. The record is from RefSeq and is a predicted model, not a curated record. Gene Ontology annotation, biological process: protein homooligomerization; potassium ion transmembrane transport. Gene Ontology annotation, molecular function: voltage-gated potassium channel activity. Lineage: Eukaryota; Metazoa; Mollusca; Bivalvia; Venerida; Veneridae. Gene Ontology annotation, cellular component: voltage-gated potassium channel complex; membrane.